Molecule: messenger RNA, 772 nt
Organism: Osmia lignaria (orchard mason bee)
Lineage: Eukaryota; Metazoa; Arthropoda; Insecta; Hymenoptera; Megachilidae
Gene: Trs33
Product: trafficking protein particle complex subunit Trs33
Biological process (GO): endoplasmic reticulum to Golgi vesicle-mediated transport; regulation of GTPase activity
Cellular component (GO): cis-Golgi network; TRAPP complex; trans-Golgi network
Source: RefSeq, a predicted model, not a curated record
AUUCGUCCCUACUCGUAUGACAGCAUAUGACAGCUAUGGUCUCUUGUUGAAAGAAUAAUGCAAUAUUUUUUUCUUCUAUAAUUAAGAAUAUUUUCACGUAACAAUUUUUAAAUAAUAAUAGAAAAUCAACUUAGGUUAAGUUAACCUAGUAAUUCAUUUAUUACUUGUGUGUCAAGGGUUCUGUAAAUUCGUAAUUUUACUAAAACCAAAAUGAGACAACAAAUACUUGACGCAAAAAACAGUUCUCAUAAUUCUGGAGAAGCUGAUGAAUGUCUGUUUGAAUAUUUACAUACAGAAAUGGUUAACUAUGCUCUAAGCAAAACUUGUAAAAAUAAGGAAGGGGAAGAAGAAUUGUCUCGACUUGAAUGGAUGGGAUUCAGUGUUGGCUACAGAAUCAUUGAACGAUUGACACGGGAAUGGAAUCGAUUUAAAGAUGAAUUGGAUAUGAUCAAAUUUAUCUGUACAGAUUUUUGGUCUAGUUUAUAUCAUAAACAAAUCGAUAAUUUAAGAACAAAUCAUCAUGGUGUAUAUGUAUUACAAGAUAACUCAUUUAGAUUAUUAGAAAAAAUAGGUACUAGUAAUAAUAAACAAUAUCUUCAAGAAAGUCCACGGUUAUUAGCAUUUACUUGUGGACUUCUAAGAGGAAGUUUAGCAAAUCUUGGAAUUAUUAGUACUGUUAAUGCGGAAAUUUCUACAUUACCAAGUUGUAAAUUUCAUGUACAAGUACAACGAAUUUAAUGUUAAUAAACCUGAUAUAUUUAAUCAUAAAAAA